AUAUAACAAACUGUUCCAUAUGCAGUUUUUAAACCAACAGUAAUUCGAGGAAAAAAUGCGAAGAAUGAAUUCAGCCGUUUGAGAAUGGUAUCUAUCUAGACCUACGUUUUGAACACCUAGCAUAGCCUUCAGGAGCAGAACGAGAGCAACACUGUGGAAUGUUAGCGUCAGUGGCUAAAGCUACGCGCUAACAGUGGCUAACAGCGGCUAACAGCGGCUAACAGCUGGCACCCCGGAAGGCCGCUGCUUCGCCGGGUGGGGAUUUAACUUUCUCUCAGCAGCACGUCUGGAUUAAAGCAACGUCCAGUCCUGAGCGCUAUGUGUUAUUACAAACCGCUAUUUGUGUAGUAUUGGUCAGAAUGGAUUCGUCUGUGGGCUUUGGGAUAAGCGACGAAGUAUGCCUUGCAAUAUCCUUUUUAUAAUAAGCCAUAUGUAACUAUCCUGAUCUCCUUGGCUAAUGUUAGCAUGAUAGCAGAUUGUGUGUGUUGGCCACUCCUGACGCUGUUGUCUCUCGACCUGUAGCCCAGCUUUCAAUACCUGUCAAUGCCAAUUUUGAGUUUCUUCGAGAAGCUGAGGAGGCUCUUCUAAUUGACUUUUCUGCAAAUUCCUUUGUACGAGUACGAGUCAAAGGAGACAAGAGCCCUGAACUGCUUUUAGAAUUUCAGGACGAUGAACGUACCCAGCUCUUUCUUACGCAAGUGAAGAGUGCUCAGGAGCAAGUUCAAUCUAAAGUUGUAAAACCGGAAGUGAUGGAGCCGCUAGCACCAGCUGCCCCGAGAGGUCCUGUGCCUAUUCCUCCUCAAAGAGGAAGUAAGGUUUCAAAUGCGAGCUCUGGAGUUGGCCCUCCAAGAAAGAACAGUUCUCUGCCCAACCUCAACAACUCUUCAGCUCAACAGAAAAAAACAGAUCCUGUUCACGCACUUGCCUCAGACUUUGGUUUUGACAGCAACAUUAACCACACUCUUAAGGUAGAAGAAAAGAAGAACCAGCAGAAUCGUUUGGUAGCCACCAGAGACCCUCCCCCUGUUCCUCCUCUCCCUCCUCGCAAGGCCUUCUCUCCAUCCAACCCUCUCCCUCCGCUACCCGUCACCAAGGACAGAGCCGCCUCGUUACAGACUAAAGAAUUUUACGCAAACACCAGACCAGACUUUGACCGUGUGGACAGAUCACCCUCUUGGUCUGACAGUCCGACCACUAACAGCAUGAGACAGGCCAUGUUCUCGAGUCAGGCAGGGCAACGCGAAUACGUCAUCAAACACAGGCUGAUCAAAAAAGAAAAGGAGUAUGUGGAUUUCAAAAACUUCAGAUUCUUUACAGGUACAUGGAACGUCAAUGGCCAGUCUCCAGACAGCAGUUUAGAGGCAUGGCUCUGCUGUGAUCCAGAUCCUCCCGAUGUCUAUGCACUUGGUUUUCAGGAACUUGACCUUAGCACUGAAGCUUUCUUCUACAUGGAUUCCUCUAAAGAACAGCUGUGGUUGGAUGCUGUGGAGAGGAGUUUACAUACCAAAGGAAAAUAUAGAAGGGUUCGAGUGAUUAGGCUUGUAGGAAUGAUGCUGGUUGUGUUUGUUAAAAAGUCCCAUUUAAAUCAAAUCAAAGAAGUUGCUGCUGAACAUGUGGGCACAGGAAUUAUGGGAAAAAUGGGGAAUAAAGGGGGUGUUGCCAUAAGGUUUGUUUUCCACAAUACAAGCUUCUGCUUUGUGAAUUCACAUUUAGCAGCACACGUGGAAGACUUUGAACGGCGCAACCAGGACUACAAAGACAUAUGUGCACGCAUGACCUUCCACUUACUAGAGCAUCCCCCACUAAAUAUUGUGAAGCACGAUGUUGUUAUCUGGCUUGGGGAUUUGAACUAUCGUCUAUUUAUGUAUGAUGCAUCUGAAGUGAAACGGCUUAUAUCUCAAAAGCAAUUAAAAACACUCCAGGAAGUUGAUCAGUUAAAUAUCCAGCGAUCAACCAAAAGAGCCUUCACUGACUUUGUGGAGGGAGAGAUCAAUUUUCUUCCUACCUAUAAGUAUGACCCAAAGACAGAUCGUUGGGACUCAAGUGGGAAGUGCCGUGUCCCGGCCUGGUGUGACAGGAUCCUGUGGAGGGGCACCAGUGUCAGGCAGCUUGAAUACAGGAGUCACAUGGAACUGAAGACAAGUGACCAUAAACCUGUCAGCUCUCUCUUCGAAAUUGGAGUCAAAGUAGUACAUGACCAGCGCUACAAAAAGGUGUUUGAGGAGAUUGUUCGAGAAAUGGACAGAAUGGAGAAUGACUUCCUCCCGUCUGUGUCCCUGAGCAGAAGAGAAUUUACAUUUGAGAACGUGAAAUUUCGACAGCUUCAGAGGGAACGCUUUCUGAUAACCAACGAUGGACAGGUCCCUUGUCAUUUUACUUUCAUCCCUAAGCUCAAUGACUCUCAGUACUGCAAAAACUGGCUCCGGGCUGAACCCAGUGAUGGACUGUUGGAUCCCAGUGAGACUCUAGAGAUUUACUUGGAGGUGUACGUGAGUAAAGAUUCAGUCACUCUGCUGAACUCUGGGGAGGACUCUAUUGAGGACAUUCUGGUGCUCCAUCUGGACCGGGGAAAAGACUACUUCAUCACUAUCUCCGGCAACUACCUGCCCAGCUGCUUCGGGACCUCGCUGGAGACGCUGUGUCGAAUGAAGAAGCCCAUCCGAGAGAUUCCUAUCACUAAACUCAUUGAUCUGGGUGAGGACAGCUACAUGGACAAGGAAAAAUCCAAGGUGAAUUUUCUGAUGAUGGAUGGAGGAAAUGGAGAAGAUCGGCCUCUGAAUAUUCCUAAAGAAAUAUGGAUACUUGUCAACCACCUGUUUACAAAGUCAUGUGAUCAGGAGGACCUUUUCCAGACGCCUGGUUUACAAGAGGAGCUACAGAAUAUCAUUGACUGUUUAGACACAAGCAUUCCAGACAUUGUCCCUGGUUGUAAUCACUCAGUAGCUGAAGCACUGCUGAUUUUCUUGGAGGCUUUACCAGAGCCAGUGGUUUGUUAUGAACUCUACCAAAGAUGCCUAGAGUGCUCGCAUGACAGCCGGCUCUGCAAACAGUUGAUAUCUCAGUUGCCACGGGCUCACCGCAAUGUGUUCCGCUACUUGAUGGCUUUUCUGAAGGAGCUCCUCAAACACUCUCACAAAAACAACCUAACAGCCAAUCUAUUGGCUACACUCUUUGCCAGCCUCCUUAUCCGGCCCCCUCCCAACUUCAUGGCCAAGCAGACAUCACCCGACCGUCAGAAAGCCAUUGAUUUUAUCCUGGGUUUUCUUAUGGCUGGAGAGGAGGAUUGAAACUGCUGUGAAACAUAAUUUAAUUUAUCGCCUUCAACCAAAACAAGUACAGUUAUUUUGCACCUGCCUUUCUUCAACUGUUAGCGGUACUUUCACCUAUGUUUGACUUAAAUAGUGGCAUUUUGGUAACGAAUUGUUCUUAAAGUUUACCUGCUGAGGCUGAUUGUGCUGCUGGGAGCCUUGUGGGAGGUUUCAAACUGAUGCCUAUGCACUUUCAGAAGACUGAAAGGACCUGUGCCUCCAGACUAGAACUAUUUUGGUUUUACAUAAAUACAUUGUAAAUAGUGAGUGGGUUGAGUGGGUAAACACUAGAAGGGUCAUAGAAUGUUACACUAAAGAUGAAGCUUUCUCUAAAAUAGAAUGAAUAUUGAAAACUUUUAGCAGAAGAUAUCAUUUUCAAACAGUAAUAAUGAUUCAUUUUGACAAUCAUCAGAAAACCUUUCCAAUAAUUUAUCAUCAUUCUACAUUUAUCUGUUAUUUAUGCAUUUCCGGAAGGGGCUUUGUCAAGUAGUUUUCUCUGUUUUAUGUUACUUGUUUUUAUCAUUAAUAAGAAAAACACUCUUUAAAUGUUUGCUGUGCUUGAGGAUAUGAUUAUGUAUAUUGUAACUGCCUUACUGAGUUAAUUUCACACUAAUGUAUUUAAAAACACUCCUUAUUGCCCAAGUUGAGACCUCCUCUGUGUUGUGUCUGCAGUGAUGUACAUAGUGUGUAUUUCAAUGUUAGGACGUGAUGCUGUCAAGAAAGCGGUACUGUUCACUUAUUGUCAAAGUUUACUUUUCUUGGUCUCUGUCACCACAAACGCUAAAAACAUUUCAUCCAUUUAAAUGUUAUGUCAAAACAGGUGGGAAUAACUCUUUCAUGUAUUUUGUAGCUAUUUAAGUUUAAGGUUUUUGUUGCAUACUAAAUUGUCUAAAUCAGAUGUAGUGUAAUUUAAACUCAAUUCUGACAAUCAUACUUUUCUAUUUUCAUUUGUCUCAAUUUUUUCAGCCUUAUUUUAUCAUUAUAUACUUUAAUCACUAGAUGUCUCCCUAGGUAUCUACAAUUAAUAGUAGCUCAAUAAUUUUAUAAGCACCAUGAAGACAAAGAGGUUUAUCUGAAACAAAUCUAAGUCUUAUAAGUUAGUUUGGGUAAAGUCUUUUCAACUUUUAACCAUCUCUGUGAGUCUUUUCUCCUCGACCAUCAUGAAAUCACUGUCAUGAUCAUUCAGUGUAGUUUAUCAUUGUAUCUGAUGAUGUAACGGUGUAGUUCUGUGUCAGACUGCCUUCACUUCAACUUUUGUAACUUUAAUUUAUUUAACUGAAAUAAAUCUGUAUGUAACUUA
Periophthalmus magnuspinnatus is the source of this 4608-nucleotide messenger RNA. RefSeq names its product OCRL inositol polyphosphate-5-phosphatase (gene ocrl). Gene Ontology annotation, cellular component: membrane; cytoplasm. The record is from RefSeq and is a predicted model, not a curated record. Gene Ontology annotation, biological process: phosphatidylinositol dephosphorylation; signal transduction. Gene Ontology annotation, molecular function: inositol phosphate phosphatase activity; phosphatidylinositol-4,5-bisphosphate 5-phosphatase activity. Bases 750 to 3287 code for a protein of 845 amino acids. NCBI's taxonomy places the organism in Eukaryota, Metazoa, Chordata, Actinopteri, Gobiiformes, Gobiidae. The transcript has 23 exons.